CCCAAAAUCCUUAACCAAUUAAGGCACAACAUAUUGUCCAUGCCAAUAAUAAUUCAACCAAAAUAUUCAUAAAAAUAAGAAAAUAAAAAAGACAAAAAUAUGUUAAUAUCUAAGUUGAUCUCAUAAAUCAUAGACUUGUAUUUUAAUCCCUUCACCACAUCUCAUAGAUGUGCUACCUACAACACUUUUGCUACAUAUAAUUAAAUAUCUUUUAUUCAACUUGCAUUUCAUUAAUCUCCAAAUUUGUUUUUUAUUUUUAUUUUUUAUAUAUUCAGUCUUUUUUCUCUGUUUUUCUGAUCACUUUCCAGAAGAUCAGAGAUCGAGUAUUUGCUUGUAUCAGGUGGAUUAUUAAGAUAAUAUGGCAAAGAUACUAUUACAUGGUGUUCUUCAUGUUACCAUUUACGAGGCCACUCGACUGUUUGGUGGUGGUGGUGGCAGAUUCUUCCACAAGGUGGUAGAAGGGCUUGAAAAUGUGAUAGGAAAAGGUGCAGGGAGACUGUAUGCUUCAGUGGAUAUAGAAGGAGCAAGAGUUGGGCGAACAAGGCUUAUAGAAAACGACCCAAACCCCCGUUGGUACGAGCAGUUCCAUAUUUACUGUGGCCAUAUGGCUUCUGAUGUAAUCUUUACCUUGAAAGAAGAUGAAGCCAUUGGAGCAACCCUUCUCGGAAGAGCUUAUCUCCCUGUAACCGACAUCCUAGGUGGGGAAGAAGUCGACACAUGGCUUGAUAUCCUCGACAAGAAUGGCAAACCUAUACACAAAGGGUCUAAAGUCCAUGUCAAAGUCCAAUUCUUUGAUGUCACUAGAGAUUUAAACUGGAAUAAAGGGAUUAAAACACCCAAAUUCCCUGGGGUACCCUACACUUAUUUUACUCAAAGGAACCAAUGUAAGGUGACUCUGUACCAGGAUGCUCAUGUUCCUGAUGAUUUUGUCCCUAAGAUCCCUCUCGCGGGUGGGAACUACUAUAAGCCAAACCGUUGUUGGGAAGACAUCUUUGAUGCUAUUACGGAUGCUAAACAUUUAAUUUACAUAGCAGGGUGGUCAGUUUAUACUGAGAUUACCUUAAUAAGGGAUACUAGAAGGCCAAGACCUGGUGGAGAUAUGACUUUAGGUGAGCUUCUUAAGAAGAAAGCAAUGGAAGGAGUGAGAGUUUUGAUGCUGGUUUGGGAUGACAGGACUUCGAUAAAAGGUCUGAAGGAAGACGGACUCAUGGCCACCCAUGAUGAAGAGACAUCAAACUUUUUCGCGGGUACUGAAGUGCAUUGUGUGUUAUGCCCUCGAAACCCUGACAGUGGGAGGAGUUUUAUUCAGAAUAUUGAGAUUGGCACGAUGUUCACCCACCACCAGAAGAUCGUUGCUGUAGAUACUGCACUCCCUAGUAGUGGAAGUGGUUCAGAUAAAAGAAGAAUCAUGAGCUUUGUUGGAGGUAUAGAUCUUUGUGACGGGCGUUAUGACACUCAAUUCCACUCCCUGUUCAGGACUCUUUCUACUGCUCACCAUGAUGAUUUCCAUCAGGCCAACUACAGCAGUGCCUCGAUUAGUAAAGGUGGGCCUCGAGAGCCAUGGCACGACAUUCACUGUAGACUAGAAGGGCCAGUUGCUUGGGAUGUCCUGUAUAAUUUCGAGCAAAGAUGGAGGAAGCAAGGUACUAUUGAUCUUCUGCUUGACCUACGAGGAAUGAACUCAACAUUCAUCCCUCCUUCUCCUGUUACUUUUCCUGAUGAUCAAGAAUCCUGGAACGUUCAAGUCUUUCGAUCAAUAGAUGGUGGGGCUGCUUUCGGCUUCCCUGACUCCCCUGAAGAGGCUGCAAAAGCAGGGCUUAUAAGUGGGAAAGACAGCAUCAUUGAUCGAAGCAUUCAAGAUGCUUAUAUCAAUGCUAUACGAAGAGCAAAGAGGUUUAUAUACAUUGAGAAUCAGUACUUCAUAGGGAGCUCAUUUGGUUGGAAAGCUUCAGAUAUUACUCCUGCUGCUAUUGAAGCCCUGAAUCUCAUCCCUAAAGAACUCUCCUUAAAGAUCAUUAGUAAGAUUGAAAAAGGGGAGAGGUUUACUGUGUAUGUUGUUCUACCAAUGUGGCCUGAAGGGUUUCCAGAAAGCGCGUCAGUUCAGGCUAUACUUGAUUGGCAGAGAAGAACUAUGGAAAUGAUGUAUACUGAUGUGCUUCAGGCACUUAAAGCUCAAGGGAUUCAGGCUGACCCUAAGGAGUAUCUGACAUUCUUUUGUCUAGGGAACCGUGAGGUCAAGAAGCCCGGUGAGUAUGAGCCUAUAGAUAGGCCGGCACCUAAUACUAAUUACAGUCAAGCACAGGAAGCUAGGAGGUUCAUGAUCUAUGUACAUGCUAAGUUGAUGAUAGUUGAUGAUGAGUACAUAAUAGUUGGUUCUGCCAACAUAAACGAGAGGUCAAUGAACGGAGCAAGGGACUCAGAGAUAGCUAUGGGAGCCUACCAACCACACCACAUAACUAGCCACAGGAAUGAGCCAGCAAGAGGUCAAGUUCAUGGUUUCAGAAUGUCAUUGUGGUACGAGCAUUUAGGCAUGCUUGAUAAUGUGUUCCUUGAACCAGAGAGUGUGGAAUGUGUAAGGAAAGUGAAUCAAACCGCGCUAAAGAACUGGGAUUUAUACACUUCUGAGACCUUGGAACAUGAUCUUCCUGGGCACUUACUUAGGUAUCCUGUUGGAAUCACUGAAGAAGGCGAGGUUGUUGAGCUUCCGGGUUGGGAGUAUUUCCCUGAUACUAAAGCUAGAGUUGUUGGCGUGAAAGCUGAUUCUCUACCUCCUAUCCUCACCACUUAACCAAGCCUCCAAACUUGCUUAUAGUCUUGUGUUGUUACAAUGCUAUGUAAACUGUAAAGGUUGGAUAAGAGUAUGUGUGUGGUUGGAUGGUUCGAUGAGAAUAGUGUUGUGUACUUGUGUUGUAUGACGGUUUUAUUGGCUUAUGUAGCUCUAAUCCUGUUUAUUGUUUUGAAUAAAUACAUGCUAUUUAGUUACUUA
Messenger RNA from Spinacia oleracea (spinach), 2986 nucleotides. RefSeq names its product phospholipase D alpha 1. Lineage: Eukaryota; Viridiplantae; Streptophyta; Magnoliopsida; Caryophyllales; Amaranthaceae. Gene Ontology annotation, cellular component: plasma membrane. The coding region runs from base 359 to 2788 and encodes 809 amino acids. Gene Ontology annotation, biological process: phospholipid catabolic process; phosphatidylcholine metabolic process. Gene Ontology annotation, molecular function: D-type glycerophospholipase activity; calcium ion binding. The transcript is spliced from 4 exons. The record is from RefSeq and is a predicted model, not a curated record.